Molecule: messenger RNA, 2195 nt
Organism: Salvia miltiorrhiza (redroot sage)
Lineage: Eukaryota; Viridiplantae; Streptophyta; Magnoliopsida; Lamiales; Lamiaceae
Product: receptor-like protein 9DC3
Exons: 5
Coding region: 510-2120 (536 amino acids)
Molecular function (GO): protein binding
Source: RefSeq, a predicted model, not a curated record
GUAUGGAUAUUUUUAUUUUCAUUAUUUGAAUUUUUUUAGUCCCACCCUUGUAAUGGGAUAUUAGCUCACGUAAUAGUAUUUAUGAAGGUCUUGAGAUAUCCUAAAAUCUUACUUAUGUUAUUUUUAUUUAUCUAAGAUAAUCGUAAACAAUAAUUAUCAACACACCUUUUGUUUAUAUCCACAACUUCCCCCAUUGACGUUCACAUUUUAUUUCUUCGAGUUUAUUUCUCUUCGCCGACCGUCACCAAAUUUUCUUUGGAUUAAAAUAUUGGCCAACAAUCACUUUAAGGCGUACUAAUUAUAUAGUACGAGUAAUAUUUAUCCUCAAUUUCAUAUAAUUAGAAAAAGCACAUCACUAACUUUUUUUCUAAUACUUAUGAUUUUGGAGUUCAUACUAUUUGUAACAUAUCAUUAUACCUUAUUCAAAUCGAGUUAUCAUGACUUAACACAAUUUCACAGGUGGUAUACCGAAAGAGAUUGGUAAUCUUAAUAAUCUAGAGAUAUUAGCCAUGAGUUCCAACAAUCUUAGUGGACCAUUUCCAAGACAAAUUUUGAACAUCACAAGUCUCCGUUACCUAUUCCUUCAUGGCGCCUCUUUAAAUGGUCCAAUACCAUCCACCAUUGGGAAUCUAUCCAAUUUGCGGUUGCUAUGGCUCUCUUCCAACAAAUUAAAUGGUCCAAUACCAUCCACCAUUGGGAAUCUAUCAAAUUUGUGGUGGCUAGACCUCUCUGACAACAAAUUAAGCGGUCCAAUACCAUCCACCAUUGGAAAUCUAUCAAAUUUGCUGUCACUAUACCUCUCUUCUAACAAAUUAAAUGGUCCAAUACCAUCCACCAUUGGGAAUCUAUCAAAUUUGGUGUCACUAGAGCUCUCUUCCAACAAAUUAAAUGGUGAGCUUCCAUUCUCCAUCUGCAACUUGACAUCCCUUCAGUUUCUUCUACUCUCAAAUAACAGUUUGGAAGGGACAAUUCCACAAUGCUUUCGAAACUUGAACAAAUCGUUGUCCAUAUUUCAUUUAAAUGCAAAUAACUUUAGUGGCCCCAUUCCAUCAAUAUUUAUCAAUGGGUGUAGUCUUUGGUCCAUCAAUUUGAGUGGUAAUAAAUUGCAAGGAAGAUUACCUAAAUCCUUAAUCAAUUGCAAAAGUCUGAAGGGUCUCGAUGUUGGAAAUAAUAGAAUACAAGAUGAAUUUCCGUUUUGGAUGGAAGCUCUUCCUAAGCUUCGAGUACUCAUAUUGAAGUCCAACAAGUUUGAUGGUAACAUGUCGCUGCCUGCACGAAGCAACCUUCCAUUUCAAAAGUUGCAAGUUUUAGAUAUAUCUGACAAUGAAUUUGUGGGGUCUCUCCCUCAAAUAUAUUUCAAGAACUUUAGAGCAAUGAUGGAUGUGAAGGAAAAUAAGACAGAUCUAAUUACAAGUAGAGAUGAUGACUCUUUUCAAGCGUUCCUGGAGAUGACAGUCACCUUGAAAGGUUUGGAUCAGUUAUUGAAGAGACUAUUGAAAACCUUUACAACCAUUGACUUAUCCUCCAACAAUUUCUCUGAUAGUAUUCCAGAUUCCAUAGGUAAUCUUAAUUCUUUGAGAUACUUGAAUUUGUCGCACAAUAAUCUCAUGGGACACAUACCUGCAUCUCUUGGAAAUAUAAGUGUGCUUGAAUCAUUGGACUUGUCAUCGAACAAAUUGGAUGGAAGAAUUCCAAGUGAAUUGACGAGGUUGACAUUUCUUGCCAAAUUAAACCUUUCAAUGAAUGAUCUCGUGGGACAAAUACCACGAUCUAAUCAGUUUUCCACAUUUGAGAAUGAUUCAUACGUGGGAAACUUGAGAUUGUGUGGAGUUCCGUUGACGAGAAAAUGCAACGAGGAGAAUGGGCAGUGGAUGCAGCCAGAAGAAGAAGAUGAUGAAGAUGAUGAGUACGGAUUUAUAGAUGGAUUUGGAUGGAAAAGUGUGGUGAUGGGAUAUGGAAGUGGAAUGAUAGUUGGAAUUGGAAUUGGUUGUUGCAUUAUUCGAUUUGGAAGGCCAAGAUGGUUGGUGGAAUUCUUUUUUGGUGUUGGAUAUACAUACAACAAGAACAAGAAGAAGAAGAAGACAAGGAAGAGAGCUACUCCAACACAAAGGAGAAGUUGAUUCAAGACAAAUAUAUAUUAUGAGCUUUUCUUUCUUGCUUUUUUGUUCUUUUCCGGAUUUCAGAUUGUUGUUUUU